UUAAAACUUGGCAAAACAUUCAGGAGGAAGUUGACCUCUUCACUGGACAUUCUCACUUCCAAAAGAGGCUCUCGCGAUUACUAUCAGGAAAAGAAUUGCAAGCCUACUAGUUUUCACUCUCACAAGGUGGUUAUGUGGUGGUGCAAGAAAAAGCUACCUAACUAUGUUGUUCCAGAUUUGAUAGGCUUUAAGCUAGAACCAUAUAUAUCUCAGUGCCCAAUUGAAGUUGGAACUAUUGAGUGUCCUAAUUCAUCUAAAUGA
Messenger RNA from Coffea arabica (coffee), 261 nucleotides. RefSeq lists its product as uncharacterized. Gene Ontology annotation, cellular component: mitochondrial large ribosomal subunit. The record is from RefSeq and is a predicted model, not a curated record. Gene Ontology annotation, molecular function: structural constituent of ribosome. Gene Ontology annotation, biological process: translation. NCBI's taxonomy places the organism in Eukaryota, Viridiplantae, Streptophyta, Magnoliopsida, Gentianales, Rubiaceae.